AUGUUCCACCAACAACCGCCUUCGACGGCUCGCACAACCAACCGAAAGAAAAGUCACCAACAUCACGAAUCCAAGAUAUGGGUACGCCUUCCAGCGAACGAGCAAUGCCUCAAGUGCUAUCCAGUCCGAAGGCCGUUCCUUGAGACGGCUUUCGGCAAAUUACCGCCAGAAAUUCGUGCCAACAUCUUCAAAGACGUGCUUACAGUCGGGUCUCUAUCACCGCUGAAGGACCGCAUAUCGGUUCCAAUGAUCAAGCCCCAACACAGCCCACAACCCCAGCUCCCAGGAUGCCCAGCGGGGCCAGCAUCAUGUCUUGCCCUCCUACAGACAUGCAGGCAAAUAUACCACGAAACUUCGCUCCUAUUCUACACUCUCAACACGAUCCAUCUCGCCAAACCUCAAGACAUGCUCUCAUUCCUGUGCCAUCUCAGAACAGAGCGUUGCGGAAAACUUAGAUGUUUGCACCUCGGAGACAUGCUUGUGCCGGUGCUACGAUGGUCUCAAACUUGCCUGGAUGAUCUUCGAUCUCAGCACGGUUUGCCCGAACACACUCCCGCCCAGCGCGCCUCCUUAGGCAGGAUUCAGAUGCACCCGGACGCCGAGAAAGCAGUGCAGCUGCUCAACAAGCACGGCAACCUCCGGAAGCUGUAUCUGGAUAUGAGACCUUCUCAAGCUCUGGAAUACAUCAAGCUGUGUACGCAGGUACCCGGUUUCAAGAACAGAGAAAUUGUAUUUGCGUCUCCAACCCGUUGGUCCGUGAUGGUUUCGUCUACUUGGGAGGUGUCGUGGUUUGAUACGUUUCUUGAAAAUAGUGUGAAAGAUCCACUCCGGAACAAGACUUACUAUGCGUACUGGGUAGGGAAUGAGAAGUACCGUGUCGAGGUGGACAUACUUCCGGAGUUGCCAGAAAGGAGAACCAACGAUGAUGCUAGCUUGGGUUAUGAUCGCUCUAUGGAUGGUGAGGUUGGAGACGGCAGCGGUGUGAGUACAGCAAUAGAGAGUCUCAGUCUCUCCUGA
Molecule: messenger RNA, 1017 nt
Organism: Letharia columbiana
Lineage: Eukaryota; Fungi; Ascomycota; Lecanoromycetes; Lecanorales; Parmeliaceae
Exons: 1
Coding region: 1-1017 (338 amino acids)
Source: RefSeq, a predicted model, not a curated record